CUAAUGCACCGUCAUGCUAUGCUAUAUAACGACACACACUAGCUCAGUCUAACUGAGUCAAUCAGUCUUCUACCAGGAAUAUAAACAAGAUGGCUACUAUAGACUAUGCUAACAGAUGUGUGGAUGAGCUUGUGAGGACAUUCCAUCAAUAUCUUAAAGAGGACACAAGGCUGACUCCAGCUGAGAUAAUAAAAGGAGGUUCCUUAGGUCAUGGUACAGCCAUUCCUGGCGACUUUGAUUUAGACUUGGUUCUCUACUCAAGAGAUAUUGAUCCUGAAGUUGUGUUAGAGAUUGGAGUGGACAAUAUUCUAGACAGGUUGGAUGUCUUUUUGAGGAGAAGGUUGCCAGAAGCAUAUGUCCAUGUCAAAAAGACUUCAUUUUCUCUUCAAUUUAAACUCAAUGGAGUUAUUGAUGUUGAUCUAUUGCCCAGUCCAUACUGGGGGGAGGACCCAGACCAAUUCCAUCGCUUCCUUGAAGACAAAGGAGAAAAAGAAAGAAUGAAAUUUUCUUGCAGUGCAGCCAAAUGGCAGGUUAAGUUCUUUAAGGAGCAGCCAAAUGAGGUGAAAGAGUACAUUAAGCGUUUCAAGGCCUGGAGGAACCUUCACUGGCCAAAAGGACAGGAUGCUGUAGGCAGGCCCAAGUCGUAUCUCCUUGGACUAUUGAUGAUAAGAGCUUAUGAAAAGAGCAAAGACAAGAGCAUCCAGUCAAUAGAGAGAGAAUUGAAAUCAAUGAUACGCAAUCACGAGAAAAUAGAUAUCAAGUGGAACGAUGGCUAUUAUGACUGGACAUAUCGCCUCACAAGAGAAGAAUUCCAAUCUCUUCUUGGAAACAGAUUCACUCUUAUAUCUUCAUCAAACGGAGUAGAUGUUGUUUAUGACAACAAACAGCAACGCCAGCGUAAUUAUUACCCACAAAAAGUUCCUUCUAUCCUUGACGUUGCUAAUCCAUUCAAUGAUGUUUAUGUGAGUGGUAUCGGUAAUUAUCAUUGCAAGGACCCCCAGGGGUCGUUCCAUCCAGGGACUGGGAAAUGGUCUCCUCUUGUUGGAAAAAUCGAUACUUUUAGCCUCUCGAAGCCGCUUGAAUAUUACAACAACUAACUAUAUACAUGCACAGUACAUGCACAUGUACUGUGCAUCAUUAUAAUUAUAACACUACACAUUUGCCACAUUCAUAUAAAUGUAUACAUUACAUACUGCACAUGUACACGAGUGACACUUUUAACACAUUAUAUCAAAUGUUUUGUAUCUUUCAAGUUAUUUUAUGUUGCCUUAAUUUAAUAAUAAUUUCAUAGAA
Amphimedon queenslandica is the source of this 1293-nucleotide messenger RNA. Its product is annotated as 2'-5'-oligoadenylate synthase-like protein 2. The record is from RefSeq and is a predicted model, not a curated record. Gene Ontology annotation, molecular function: 2'-5'-oligoadenylate synthetase activity; double-stranded RNA binding. The coding region runs from base 90 to 1097 and encodes 335 amino acids. Gene Ontology annotation, cellular component: nucleoplasm; cytosol; membrane. Lineage: Eukaryota; Metazoa; Porifera; Demospongiae; Haplosclerida; Niphatidae. Gene Ontology annotation, biological process: regulation of ribonuclease activity. The transcript has 6 exons.